UGUAGCAACUUCGUAGACCCUAGUACAGUGAUUGCAACGGGAGGCAGCCAACCAAUUGUCCCUCCUGCAGAAACACCCCACCGUCAGGUCCCACAGUGGAAUACCCCAUCAGUGGAACAUCACCAGUCAGACAACAGUGACCGAGCUGGUGAGGAAUUCCUGAGAUGCAUUGCGGCCAACAAACCUCUCCCAGACUAUCUCAAAGGCAAUAUGGCAUACAACCUAGCUGAUGCCUUAAAGUCUGCUAAUGACCUGAAAGAAGCACUCAAGUCAGAUCCUCACUUCCACAAGCAUGUGGCCAAAAGCAAGAGCCAUAGUCGAAGCCGAAGUCGUGGUAGAUCUCGAGCCAAGAGCCGUGCACGGAGCAAAAGCCGGGCACGAAGCAAGAGCCGGGCACGGAGCAAGAGCCGGGCACGGAGCAAGAGCCGGGCACGGAGCCGAAGCAGAGGAAGGAGCAAAAGUCGUGCUUGUAGCAAGAGUCGAGCCAAAAGCAAAACCAGGGCUCGCAGUAGGAGUCGGAGCCGAAGCAAGAAGAGUCACAAACGAAGUAAAAGCAAAGUCAGAAGGUCUAGAUCACAAAGCAGCAGCAGUGAAGAGAGCUAUGCCAACGACAAAAAGAGAAGGAGGAGCCCCGGCCCCAGCAGCAACAGCAUUGUUGGCAUCAGCAGUAAUUUGACAGAAAAUUGUCUGUUAGAAGAACUGAAACUUGUCAUGCAGAGCAAAGAUUUAGAAGACCGGUUGCCCACUCUCAAAGAUGCCUUCCUAAGUAUUCAG
Molecule: messenger RNA, 774 nt
Organism: Nematolebias whitei (Rio pearlfish)
Lineage: Eukaryota; Metazoa; Chordata; Actinopteri; Cyprinodontiformes; Rivulidae
Product: arginine/serine-rich coiled-coil protein 2-like
Exons: 2
Source: RefSeq, a predicted model, not a curated record